Messenger RNA from Haplochromis burtoni (Burton's mouthbrooder), 2158 nucleotides. It is a transcript of the gene ankrd63, whose product is annotated as ankyrin repeat domain-containing protein 50. The transcript has a single exon. The record is from RefSeq and is a predicted model, not a curated record. Gene Ontology annotation, molecular function: protein binding. Lineage: Eukaryota; Metazoa; Chordata; Actinopteri; Cichliformes; Cichlidae. The coding region runs from base 134 to 1744 and encodes 536 amino acids.
UCUUACUCUGAGGUGAAGCGCUCACUCUAACACAGUGAGUAUCGGAGAACUUGCCGCACAGUUCCUCUCCCUUUUUGCCAUCUCUCUUUCUCGGCUCACUUGAAGGCUCAGCACUGCAAGUAGCUGUUGGAGGAUGAUGCGGCCAAAAGAUUUACGCCAGGGCUCUGGCACCAAGACCUUCCUCGAUGCCAUGCAUGGCGGUAAAGUCCACCUUGCACGGUUCAUCCUGGACGCACUGGAUGGACGCAUUAUCAACUCGAAGACGGAGAACAGCCGCACCCCGCUCAUGCAUGCCGUCUGCCUGCAAGACCCUGGGACCAGGGCCAAGUUCACCCGGCUGCUGCUGGAAAAAGGGGCGGAUGUCAACUGCCAGGAUGAGGACGGUCGCACAGCCCUGAGCCAUGCAUGUGAAAUGGGACACCUGGACGUGGUCAAACUUCUAGUUCAGUUCAAUGCUGACCCUGAUAUCACUGAUUCCUGGGGAAACAGUGCCCUCAUGUAUGCUGCAUUUUCUGGGCAAAGCCAGGUUUUGGAGUUUCUGGUCAGGGCUUUCAAAAGACUGGGACUGAGGCUGGACAGGACCAAUAAUGCUGGCCACUCAGCCAUUGAGGUUGCCAGCUUCUUUGGGCACAGUCAGUGCGUCCAGAUUCUGAACUUUCCUUGCAGGAGAAGUGUUGCUACAGAUGAUCCACUUGUUGAUGCGAGUACCACUCAGGAGGGUGAGUACCGUCUGCCCCGCAGGCUCCCCAGGCAGGUUCUGGAGAGGUUCUCCAAACAGUUAAAUAAUGAAGACCAAUUGCCUGGGGUAUUUCAGAGACAGCUGAAAAUUGGCGACAGCAAUGGAGUGUGGAACCGUUUCCGAUGUCCCAGGAGCCAAUCUCAAGAGGAAAACCAUCGCCACAGCUGGGCACUGCCUCCUCAGCUUGAGAAAAGCCAAACUGAGGGGGAUCACAGCAUUCUCUUCACAACCAAGCAGCUGCAAAACUGCCACCUUAGAGAGCUAAGGGGGACUAAAACACUGAACUCUUUUCCUGAGCCAAGCCAGAAAGAUGUCAGCCGAGACACUGGACUCCCAGAGCAAGCACCAGCGAGUUUUCCUCUCUGGGGCAAAGCAAAGUCAUUUAACCUGGACCUUCUGAGCAGCAGAAAGCAGUCCUAUCAGGGUGAUGUGCGUGACAUGAGCCUGUCAGCCAGCAAAUUAAAGAGAGCCUCACUGCAGGAUGAGAGAUGCCUGAUAGAUAAGAUGGACUGUCAUGGGAACACCCAGGGCUUGACAAACGAUGCUGACAAAAUUGUCUCUGUGCCAAAACCUCUUUUAAACAGCAAGAAUCAGCCUGCACGAGUGCCAGAGGAGAAUGUCAAAUCUAAGAAUGAAGAGGCUAAUGAUAUGGCUUCACUGAGCAGACGAGAGCAGCAGAAAAGGGGCAGCUUUGGUGCGACUGCCAGACACAACAAGUUACUUCCUGCCAGGGGAGAAAUUGAGUCAGGGAAUCUCCCCAACCGUACCCCGGGAUUCACGGGCCUGGGGACCAGACUGCUACGGCGAUUCACUGCACCCGAAUUUAUGAGGAUGGUCAUAGACUGCUCAUCGGGCUCCUCAAAUGGCAGGGGUCGGAUGUCCCGCUCCGAAACCUUUCCUUUCUCGCACACGCACCAACAGGUCAACAGUCAGCCGAGCGUCGACAGCAUCAGUGGAGUGAAGUGUGAGUUCGAAAGCUGCUCGUCUCAGUCCACCCUCGACUAGAAAGAGGACAAUGUCUAACUGCAGAAUUGGCUGGUAGUGGAUGUUUUUUAACAGCAUUUAAACUUCUGGUACUUGCUCGGCAGUAGCGCCUACAUACUGAGAAAAGUAAUGAUUCCUCGCUUUUGUUGCAGCUUAUUUGUUUUUCAAUACCUGUCAAUAAAAGUUGCAUAAAGUGCAAUUUUGCUAACCCAUGUUUAAAAUCCUUUACAAAUGAACACGAUUUCAGUCUGUGAGCUGCUGAAAAUGAAUAUUUUGUUUCACAUGUAUAAGAUUUAUAUGACCUGAAAUCGAAUGUAUUUGAUAUUGCUUCUGUGUUUAUAUUAAAAAAAGAAGAAGAAAUGUAUUUCGCCUAAAUAUUCAGUCACCGUGCACUGUAUGAUUCAUGCUCAACAUGUAAUAAACACUUUAAAAGAC